This is a messenger RNA of Patiria miniata (bat star), 1386 nucleotides long. Its product is annotated as D(2) dopamine receptor B-like. Bases 1 to 1386 code for a protein of 461 amino acids. Gene Ontology annotation, molecular function: G protein-coupled peptide receptor activity. Gene Ontology annotation, biological process: neuropeptide signaling pathway. The record is from RefSeq and is a predicted model, not a curated record. Gene Ontology annotation, cellular component: membrane. The transcript has a single exon. Lineage: Eukaryota; Metazoa; Echinodermata; Asteroidea; Valvatida; Asterinidae.
AUGGCUAACCAUUCAGCUCCCAACGCCAGUAUUGUGCCUUUAACACCUGGGGCUGAUGGCCCAUGCGACACAAGCAUUCUUGCGUUCAUGUUGGUUGUUACAGCCGUGGUAUUUGUCUUUGGAGUACCUGGUAACUGUCUGAUCCUGCGUGUAUACUGGACCAAGGCACGUAAGACCAGCACGCACGUUCUGAUCAUGGCCUUGGCCUGGGCUGAUCUGUCCGUUUGCCUUAUCUUGCCAAUUGACAUUGCCGGAUCUGCUCUGGAAUGUGGAGGCAACGAUGAACUCAUUUUUUGGUUGUUGGUUAAGACAUUCGGGGGAAUAGGUGUGGCUGCUUCAUUUGGUAUCACCGCUGUGAUUGCUGCGGAUCGCUAUGACUGCAUAUGCCGGCCACAAAGGCGGUAUUGCACGCCAAGACGGGCCAAGGUAGCUGUUUUCGUUGUGGUGCUUAUCUCAAUUAUAUUAUAUAUUCCUAAAUGCGUCAACGAUUACAUAUACCAUCGGUCUGUGUUAAGCAUUGAACUAAUUGUGCCCAUUUCUGAAACCUUUGCUGUGUUAAUUGCACUUGUAACAAUUGUGCUGUGUUAUGGAAACGUUUACGUAGCAAUCUUAAGGCAUGUGAAAGUUGGUGCCACCCCUGAACGCACAUCAACGCAAGAUGAUCUGGUCGCUACCAAGAUCGACAAGGACCGAACAAUACCAUCGACACAAUCGGCUCUACCAAGGAAAAAUCAACUGAGUGCUAUCAAUAAUCAUAUGGAGAAAAGGGGAAACGGUUCGGACAGCAAUAGCAAAUGUUCGAAACAACUGCCAUCAGAUAUUCCGGUUAGAAUCGAAGCUAAUACGUCCAUUGUCGACAACGAGGUGUCGACAGUUAUCAAUCUGGCAAACACCAACUGUACGACUCAUCAUGCAUCUACUUCCGGGCGGGACAUUCUUGAAGUUCCCCAAAAUGCAAAUGGAAAUCUUGUGAAUCCUGCCAAGCGAGAUUCCAAAGCGGGACCGGAAAGCGUUUCCCAAGCAGUUUCAGAGCAAGACUGUAGUAAGGGCGGGGACAGGAACCACCAUGGAGAAACGAACACUCUGAGAAGACACGCCCCUAAAAGGAUGGGCGGCGCCGUCCUACAGCGUAAGACAACAAAAAUGCUCUUCAUUACCAGUGUGGUGUUCCUGCUGACGUGGCUACCAGAUCUGAUUGAUAAUGCUAUACACAUUGCUUAUUUGGCAGGUAGCAACAUAGACCCUGAAAGUACAUUUUACAUUAUGUGGAAAUGGCUUUCUUUCUUCAUAUUUAUCAACAAUGCCAUUAAUCCAUUGAUUUACGGACUGGCAAACAAACGAUUCAGGAAAGACUGCGUGGCAGUGUUUCGCAAAAUGAGACGCUAA